GCGUUUGUCACAACUUAUAACUCAAACUGUAUUCUGUGAGAGAGUUCACAUUUAAAGUUUCAAAAAAACUUCAAUAUGGGAAGAGUUGAUUAUUUGGCCAUGAAAACUGAGGAGGCAACCGCGGCAAACCUGAUCAAUUCCGAUUUGAAUGAGUUUGUUGACGCUGCGAAGAAACUCGUGAAAGAUGCAACGAUGCUAGGUGGUUUAAGCUUUGGCACGUCUUUCCUUCAAUAUGCAGCUUCAAUCUCAGCCAUCUAUCUGUUGAUAUUGGAUCGGACCAACUGGAGAACCAAGAUGUUGACUACCCUUUUGGUGCCAUACAUCUUUCUCACGCUUCCUUACGUUAUCUUUAACUUCUUCAGGGGAGAUUUUGGGAAAUGGAUUGCUAUCAUUUCUAUCACAAUAAGGCUGUUCUGCCCUAAAAACUUUCCAGAUUGGUUGGAGAUUCCAGCAGCAUUGAUCCUUCUUCUGGUGGUUGCACCUAGCCUCAUAGCUGGGACAGUAAGAGAAACUUGGAUUGGGGCAGUGAUAUGUCUUAUCAUAGCAUGUUACCUUUUCCAUGAACAUAUCAAAGCUUCUAAUGGAUUCAGAAACGCUUUAACUCAGAAGCAUGGACUCUCCAAUACGAUUGGUAUCGUUGCUCUCCUCGUUUACCCGGUUUGGACCAUCUUUUUCAACAUCUUCUGAGUCGUUCCUACCCAUUGGCCCAGAAACACCUUCAACAUUAUGUGUGUUGGUUUCAUUUGUUAAUGUGCGAAUUGGUUGUGUUUUAGCAGCAUCUUUAUUUGGGCAAAUCUUCAAUAAACAAAAGAAGAUUCAGUGUGGUGUGUAAGAUAUAUGGAAUUGUAUUGUAUAUUGCUUGAUUUGUUGA
Molecule: messenger RNA, 871 nt
Organism: Eruca vesicaria subsp. sativa (arugula)
Lineage: Eukaryota; Viridiplantae; Streptophyta; Magnoliopsida; Brassicales; Brassicaceae
Source: the annotation of a GenBank genome assembly